AUGGAGAACGCUGUGGACUCCCAAGAGCAGGACAUCUCCCUCGAAACACCCCCUGAUGACGUUUUCAUGGCCCCCUCGAUUGACAGGGUUAAUAUCGCCAAGGGAGAUUCAUAUUCUUAUAUCUCUCCUGUCCCCAAGAUGCUCAAGGACGACAUGUCGAUUGAGUGUGUUUUGGGCGUUGACGAAGCUGGCAGAGGUCCUGUACUCGGUCCCAUGGUCUACGGCCUUUACUACCUACCUCUGUCAAUGCACCGCACACUGCUCGCCGACACUCAUCACUUUGACGACUCCAAGGUCCUCUCGCCAGCUGUACGUUCAUCCCUAAUGCAGGCCAUCUGUACCCCCGGAUCCGAACUGUACGAAUCCUCUGGAUGGGCUACUCGUGUCAUGUCAGCCAAAGACAUUUCUUCUGCCCAGAUGAGACCCACGGCUACAUACAACCUCAACGCUCAAGCCAUGGAUGCCACCAUCGACCUCAUCCAUGCCGUCUUCGCACAGGGUGUCAAUCUGAAAGAGAUAUACAUCGAUACAAUUGGCCAACCCGCCGCAUACCAGAAAAAGCUCGAACGCAUCUUCCCUACAGUCAGCAUCACCGUCGCAAAGAAGGCCGACUCGCUGUACCCUUGUGUCUCAGCCGCCAGUGUCUGCGCCAAAGUCACAAGAGAUGCCGCUCUUGAUGUCUGCUAUCAAGUCUUCAAGGAUGCUGUUGCUGGUCAAAAGGACGUGCCUGAACAGCCCGCCGAAGGUUGGGGUUCUGGUUAUCCGAGUGAUGCUCGCUGCUCGACUUGGCUAAAGAAGAACAUGGACCCUCUAUUUGGCUGGGGCAACGAGUGUCGGUUCAGUUGGUCAACUGCCAAAGACUUGCUUGAUGUCAAGCCUGCUGCAAAGGUCAAUUGGCCUGUCGCAGAAGAUGAAGACUCGACAAAGCUGACUAAUUUCUUCAUGUACUCUGCCGAAGAGCAUGCACAGGGAGAGGAUCAACUCUCCACGUGGUAUGGCAGACGUGUCACCGAAGAGAUAUUCUAA
Messenger RNA from Aureobasidium pullulans EXF-150, 1026 nucleotides. RefSeq names its product ribonuclease H-like protein. Lineage: Eukaryota; Fungi; Ascomycota; Dothideomycetes; Dothideales; Saccotheciaceae. Gene Ontology annotation, cellular component: ribonuclease H2 complex. Gene Ontology annotation, biological process: mismatch repair; DNA replication, removal of RNA primer. Gene Ontology annotation, molecular function: RNA-DNA hybrid ribonuclease activity; RNA binding. The record is from RefSeq and is a predicted model, not a curated record. The coding region runs from base 1 to 1026 and encodes 341 amino acids. The transcript has a single exon.